Messenger RNA from Volvox carteri f. nagariensis, 4821 nucleotides. RefSeq lists its product as uncharacterized. The transcript is spliced from 9 exons. Bases 1 to 4821 code for a protein of 1606 amino acids. Lineage: Eukaryota; Viridiplantae; Chlorophyta; Chlorophyceae; Chlamydomonadales; Volvocaceae. The record is from RefSeq and is a predicted model, not a curated record.
AUGCCAACAACAAAGGAAGCUGCAGCGGCAGCAGCAGUGACAGCUGCAAACGAUGCGCUUGCAGGACAGGCCGCGGUCGCAGCGCAGCAAGCUAUCUUUGCAAAGCAAGCUGCCGCUGCAGCAGCUCAGCGAGCGGAGUUUGCCUAUCUCGCUGGCCUACCUCCAAACCGGCGGACAGUUGCGCAGAACACCCGCCUGGCGGUCUUCCUGGGCAACGCCCCCCGCACCCAGCAGGCGGGCCCAACUGCCCUACACGCGCUGUCCACAUCAGUGCAGGUGGUGGAGGUGGCGCGGGGCGGCACGGUGUAUCGAAUGAACGACCAACCCGACGGAUUCUAUGUGGUAGUGGAUGGCCGGAUCAUACUGUACGAUGUGAAGGACAAGGACGAGGCAGAAGAGGACGACGGUGUUGUUGAGCGGCUGGGCCGUCUGGACUGCUUCGGCGAGGAGGACCUGCUGUCCAACAGCCGCAGGGGCCACCGCGCGGAUGUGGGGCCCGACUGCUCCGCGCUGCUGCUGCGGGUGCCCCCCGAGCUGUACCGCAAGUACUUGCAGCACCUGCACCAGCCCGACUUUGAGGACAAGGUGGAGUUCCUGGGGCAACUGGAGGUGUUCAAGUCGCUGCCCAAUGAGACGCUGCGGAAGCUGGCACCGUGCUUCUCACAAGUGGUACGGGGGCAGGUUGGGGGGCUGGCCCGAGCAUGGCGUUGGCCUUGCCAAGAGCUCCGUGCUCGUGAGUACCUGGUGUACCAGGGGGAGAGGGCCGAGUCCAUGUACGCCAUUGCCAGUGGACAGUGCUCCGUACUGGUGGAUUCAACUUAUAAACCUGACCAGGGGGAGGCGGCGGAGGCAGACCCGAAGAAGGCCAUGCAGGUUUGCCUGAUCGGGCCGGGCAACAUUGUUGGGGACAUGACGGUGCUGGCCAACGUCCGCAGACGAACCGCCUCCAUUCUGUGCCUCUCUGACGUCAUCUGUUAUAAGAUCCGCCGGGCUACGUUCGUACGCCGAGUUCCUCCCAUGGAACUGGAGGCUCUACGUCAGGUCGCGGAGGCCAAGCUGCGGAUCACGGAGCGCCAGCUGAGGAGCUCGGUCAACGGAACAGCGGCCGGACAGCCGGGCAGCAAGGCCGCCGCCUCGCUACGAGACAAGCUGCUGCGGGGCCAUGAUUUACGGCAGCUGGCUGCCAACCCUGUCGUACCCGCCCUGGAGCUACGUGGCCUGGCACCGGCGCUGCACAAUGAAGCUAUCGAGAACCUCAUCACGAGCAGCCUCGCAACGGCGGCCGCAGUUGCUGCGGCGGCCGCGGCCUCCGCUAGCGGCGGCGGUGAUGGCGGCGGUGUGUCAAGUAUGGCGCCGGUGGUGGCCCCCACGGCGCACAUGUCCAGCAGCGCCACCAUUGCCGCUGCCACGGCGGCGGAGGCGAGGCUCCGUUUCGGAGCUGUCCAUCCAGUCAUUCAUUCGUCCCCGUGCUACCCGGUCGACAAGGUCCGCAGCUCCGAUAUUAACUUCUCCUGGGGCCUGGGCCCCGGUACCAUGAUCAAUUCUCUGUUGGAACGGCCCGCUACAGCGGGAGCGGACAUCACCCUACACCGAGUCUACCCCGAAGAUGCCGCCGCCGCCUCAGCAGCAGCAGCAGCAGCAGCAGCAACCACAGCAGCAGUCCAGCAAGACCCCGGCGGCGGCGGCAGCGGCGGGGGCGGUCUGAACAGCCUAAGCGCCCUUAGCGGCGGUGGUGUGGGCUUUCCAGCACAGCUGCCGCUGCCGACUCCACUGCUGCCGUCGGCGGCCGCGGCGCAACUGCGGCCCACAUCUUCUCGUAAGCACCUUCAGCACACCUCCCUGAGCCACAGCCGUAGCCGCGGCAGUGGCGCUGUGUUCCGGGGGAGUUCAUCCUCCGCCGCAACGGCGCUCUCGCAGCCCCGCUGGGGCUGGACGUCGUCGCCUAUUGAAACGCCGAGCUUGCCGUACACGGCGCCAUCGUCGUUCGGUGUGACGUCGAACGGCGUCGCGUUCAGCGUCGUGGGCAUCAGCGUCAGCGGCAGCGAUGGGCCACGCACGUCGAACAGCGGCAGCGGCGGUGGCGGAGGGGGAGCCGUCAGCCCGCGGCUCAAUCGCGGUGGGGUGCAUAGCGCAAAUCAGAUUAACAGGGACGCGUUGCCGUACAUUACUGGUGAAAAAGGGCUCCUGGCAUCGGACGCAAGCGACGUCGGCCGCAAGAGCUUCAGCGGAGGGUACGCCGCCGCCGUUCCACAGCAUGCGGGGUCCCUGCAGCGGCCCGGGCCGCUUAUCAUUGGGGCCGCAGCUCCCCCCAACAUGCCACCGCCGCAACCACCUCCACAACACGUUUCGCAGCCGGGGCUGUCACGACCGCAGUCCCACGACCCCAUGCCCGGGCACCCACCCAGCCAAGCAUGGUCUCCCCAGCAACCAGCGCCAGCAUGGCCAACACAGUCGGAGCAGCAACAGCAGCAGCGGCAGCGAAGCGAGAGCGGUGGCGGCGACACACCGGGACUCGCCUCCCGCAUCAGCGGCGACGCUGCGGCCUCCGGCGGCGCCGCCUCCCCGGCCGUACAGGACGCAUCCUGGUUACCCUCCAGUGGCCCCAGCGGCCCCAACUCCCCGACACGGUCCCUCCACGGCGAUGCUUCCUUGCCCCAGGACCAGCGAUGGGCCAACGGCCGCAGCGUCAGCCGCGGCCGCGGUGGCAGCCACGGCAACAGUCGCGGCGGCAGCAUUAGCCGCGGCGCCAGCGCCGUCUUCACCAGUGGCGAGGAGGACUUUGGUAGCGAUGGCGAGUCCCUGACGCCCAGCCGCCGGGAUGCGGUCCGAUGGACUAAGAGCACAGGCAAGGCGCGGUUCAGUCGUCAUAUGGUCACCCAGAACAGCUCAGUAGACGCCAUGGUAGCGGAGGCGAUUGCGGCGGCAUUAGCCAACGAAAUGCUCAUGGCUCAUGUGCGGCAAGCGGAGGAGACAAUGGCCAGGGGGACCGAGGAGGCUGAGGAGGGUACUGGCGAGGGGGACGGCGGCGGGGAGGGCGAGGUGGCAGGGGAGACGGCAGCGGAAGGGGGGAACUUGGUGCCGGGGGAGCCGGCUGAAGGGGCAGGCGCAAGGGGGCAGGGAGGUAAGGAAGGCGCGGGUGUGGAAGGUGGCCCGGCGCAGGCUAGGGCUGAGGGAGUGGACGGGCCGGGAGAAGGGGAAGAGGGCAGCGUACCGGAUGGUGGCCGCGAUGGGGUGGAUGGAGGGGGAGGGGACGAGACGAAGAGGACAGCAGAAGGUGCCGAGGACGGCGGGGACGCGGAAGCAGACGCGACGAGGAUUGGCGAGGAGUUAGAACAGGCGGAGGGGCCAGCAGGGACUUCCGGGGAGGAGGGGCCAGUGCAGCGGGAAGACUGUGCCGCGGCAGAUGCUGGAGAGGCGGAGCCGGACGCCGCAGAUGGAAGUGUUGCACCCGCGACAGAGACUGAGGCGGAGACUGAGGCGGCGGUAGUUGACGCGGCCACGGCAGAGGCGGGCGCGUCAAGCCGGCCAGCAGCAAAGGACGCAGCUGAGGCUGGUAGCGCGGAGGGUCAGAGUUCGCGCACUGACGCAGAGCGGCCUGCAGCCGGAGCCGACACCGAGGCCGACGCGACACCGGCAACAGCGGCGGCGGCGGGGACAAAGGAGGAACAGACGGAAGCGGAACUGGAAAUCGGGCCGGACGAGACGGGAGCCGUCGCAUCCGAUGUGGAGGCUGGUGCUGCUGCGCCAUCGGACGGUGAGGCGCCCCCGGAGACGUCUUCCGCAGCGGCGGUGGGAUGUCGUAGCGGCGGCGCGGACGUCAGCGCAGAUGUGCCUUCCCACCCCGCUUUGGCUCGCCAGGAUAGUGAGGUCAUGAGCGAGGGCAGCGCUGCGUCCGGGGAGGGUCCUUCACCGCCGCGACAGCAGCAAGACUCCUUGGCGGAAGGGGAGGAUCAGCCAGCAGGGCCAUCAUCUGAGACCCACAGCGAGCCGGCAACGCUGCAGAAUCCGCCGUCUAUGGGCACGGCACACACGGGCAACGCCCCCGCUGCGCCUCCCAGGCCGAUGUCUUCAGGAGCUUUUUCGAGGGCCACCGCCGCCGCUGCCGCUGCCGCUGGAAGCGAAGGGCAAUCCCCGCCCCAGCAGCCGGCCACUCCGCCGGCGGCACAUAACCAGUCACAAUCCGCUGCCACCACCAGCGCUUCACCGAGGAAUGUAAGUCGUCAGCCAACCACUCUGCAGCUGGUACUUCCGGACUCUGCAGGGUCUUUUUCGAACCGGCCGGGGAGCAGCUUGUCACCCACUCGCCGGCCAUCCACACCGCCAGUGGCGCCUCGUCCAUACCCUUACGUUGGGCCCUUCCUGUCCUUUAAGAAGACUCCGCAGCUGCCCGCAAACCUGCUGGCAUCCACGGCGCAAGGCAUCUUGCCCGUCGGCAAGCUGCCGUCUGUAGGCCCGCGCGGCUCCCCCAUGACGCCGGCCGCACCCGUGUUUGCGAUUGCGCCUGUGCCCCUGCCCGUGCCUACGGCAGUGGCUGUGGCUGCUGCUGCGGCUGGGCCCACGCCGGGCGGUAUGAACGGUGCGCCACAGGCUAUACCUCCCGUUGCAGCUACAGCCGCUGGACAACCCGUUGCAGUGCCGCAUGGGGAGCUGCGUCAGGGCCGGGCAGACGGUUUCCGCAGCCUGAGUGCCAUUAUGACUAACGCCGGCAAUGGAGGCGGGGCAGGAGGCUUCCACGCAGGGGGUGGAAGCAGCGGGACGCGAGGGCAGCUGCGCAAAGGGGGGACGCUGUACCGUUCCCCCAACGCCUCGGUCGUGCUAUAG